AGCGAGCAGCAGAGAGAGAGGCAGCCUCGUCGGGGACAGCGAUAGACACCUGCUGGACGUGCUCAGCUCCCACUGCUCGGACACUGGCUUGGGCAGCCUGCUGCCACCUUCCUUGUAGGCUGUUAACUGGCUGCUUCUCAGUCCUGUCAUGAACUGGGAUUACAUUCACCACUGGAGACCCUGACACCAUUGCCCGUCUGACACUUGCACUCUCCCUUUCUCACUGGCUGUGCCCGCCAUUCUGCACACAGACAUGAAACUCAGGUCACCCGUGCCAUCCUAAAUGUGUGAGUCAGCCAACUGCAUCUUGCCAGCUCGGAGAAACCCUCAGGUGAGCCGAGGCACAGAAGAUCGGCCUGGGGGGUCCUGCUGGGCACGGCAUGCCACACCUAAUCGUGUCGAUCCCCGUUUUCAGCAGGGGCUGGUGCCACCUGGAAGCUACCAUGCCGGGAUGACGAUGAUGGCAGUGCCGGGGGCCUUACAGCCCGACCGAGACAGGGUCACACACCUGCACCAAGGUGAGCUGGAAAUGGAUAUCGACUGGCAGGAGCUGAUGGCCAUCACCGAUCUUCAGGAAUUGGAGAUGCCCGCUGAUGCCACCUAUGAGUCUGCCCACUAUGGCCCACCUAUGCAAGUGAUGCCCCAGCCUGGAUUCCCAUUGGACCCAUCACCAAGCAGCUCUUCUUUGCAGUUCUGUGGCUCAUCUCAAGGUACCAUCUUCAAGCGCCCCUAUCCUGACAUGGUGCCAGCAGCGUCCUGCCAGAGGAUUGGCUCUCUCCGCAACAUGGACUCAUCUUUUGGGCAUGUUGCCCAAGUAGGACCCAGCUAUGCCAGAAUGCUGCCUGUCCCUUCAUCCUCCAGCUCCUCUCCUUCCUCCAUGCAGCCCUUGACUGCCCCGGUCAUGAGCAUGCUGGACCACAUGGCAAUGACGGGCAGCACAGAGUCAGGCAUUCACGAUACCAUGGGGACUGGCAGUGGAAGCCAACAUAGAACAGCAACCGGGCUCUGUAAGCCACACCUGCAGGAUGACCUGGAGUCGGACUCUGGUCUGUCCCUGGGUUCAAGUCCUCCAUUGGCAUCGCCAGGCACUGCCACAGCUGGAGGUAACCCCUACCUCGGUGCGGGUGACAGCUCCAUGAACUACAGCGAUGCAGAGCCUUUAGAGAUGGAGCUGGAGCAAGCCAGGAUGAGGCCGGAAUUCUUGGAGUUGUACCAUAUGGACUACCACCAGCACCAGCUAAACCAGUGCCACAUGAGUCACCAGUCUUAUAAAAUGCCAACUUCAUAUGGCCACUCGGCAAACAUACAGCAGCAGGCUAUGCCUCCUGCUCCACUCCAGGGAUUUCUGCCUGAGCUUGGGACCAACAAAGAAAGUGGCAUUAACCAUGGAACUAGCAGUGGCAGAGCGGAGGGGCCCUAUGAGAAGCACCGAUCUCCAAAUGUGCGCAUGGACAUGUCAGUGAGCCGAGACCAGCGUCGUGCCAUGGCUCUGAAAAUCCCUCUGCCCGUCCAGCAGAUCAUCAACCUGCCAGUGGACGACUUCAACGAACAUCUGUCCAAGUACCAGCUGAACGAUGCCCAGCUGGCUCUCAUCCGGGACAUCCGCCGGCGAGGUAAAAACAAAGUGGCGGCACAGAACUGCCGCAAACGCAAGCUGGAGAACAUCGUGCACCUGGAGAAGGAAAUCGACCUCCUGCAGGCGGAGAAGGUGCAGCUAACGAGGGAGAAAUCUGAGAUGGGCCAGAGCCUGAGCCACCUGAAGAGGAAGAUCAUCGAGCUCAGUGUGGAGGUCUUUGGGAGCCUCCGGGACGAGGAAGGGAAGCCGUACUCUCCAGAGGAAUACACCCUGCAGCAGACCAACGACGGCAAUGUGUUCUUGGUGCCACGGAAGCCGGUGGAUGGGAGUGACUGAACGUCAAGGUGCCCAAUACCCGGACUAGAUGGUCUCCUGAUGAAAAUCCAUGGAUCCGUUUUGGAAGCCAUUAAAAAAAAAAAGCAAAAGAAUCAGGCGACCAAACUUGGAAAACUUGGGGAGGAAUGGCGAGAGUGGCAUACCUACCAGUCAGAAGAACUGCCCUGGCAGAAAUUGGAGGGUACUGCCUCCUUCCUGCCCUUUUAGAAUUCCUGGGGAAUUGACAACAUCCCCCACGUGGAUUCCAAAUCGGACUUUUCAUAAAUUAUCGAUGACAAGCUUUUCAGACGUCCACCGUCCCAUCGCCCGGUUAAGCGGAUGUGUAGCAUGGCCUAUGCAGUGUGACUCCCUUUUCGGACGUGCAAUGCCAAAUCGUGACUUGUCUCGGGCCACUGAUACCACGGGAGCACAUGUCCCCAUUCCUACAGGCCACCUAGAGACAACAACCAAACAAGAGUCGGCCAACAUUUCACCCUCCUCAUCAAGCCUCAGUACCUCACGUCCAGGACAAAAUCCUCACUUGGUUUGAAUGUCCGCAUUGUCUUUGGAGUUUUAGCCAGGAAUCACUCAGGAACUGCCAUUCAGUGAUCACAGAGGCCUGUGCGAGAUCUGGCGUUCUAGAACAGUCUUGAACUUGAUGCCAGGUUCUCCUUCAGGAUCUCAUUAUGAGCUUGAAGGGCUCUUCACUCCUGUUAUGGCAGCAAAAUAAUAUUUUAAAAGGGGAAAGCAGUUCUCAAAGAACAAGGAUACGGAGCAAAUAUUUUUAAAAAAUCAUCAAACGAGCAAUGGGGACGGGACGGGCUUGAACCCGCUGUGAGCCUGCAAAGGGAUAACUGGGAUUGGAGAAUGGAGGGAUAAGUGAAGAAAAGAAUGAAUGAAUGAAUGAAUAGGAGGGUGGGUGGAUGAAAGAAUGAAUGAAUGAAUGAAUGAAUGAAGAAAUAAAGUCAUGAGCUAAUGGAUGAAUGGAUGAUUCCUAAAUAAAUAAGAGCAUCCAUUAAUAGAUGAGCGGAUGAAUUGAUGAAUGCAUGGAGGAUAAAAGGGAGAAACAAAUGAGUGACUGGAUAAAGGAAUGAAUGAAUGAAUAGGAACAGAGAUGAAGGAUAGGGAAGAAAAAUAAAAUGAGGACGGGACGGGCUUGAACCUGCUGUGAGCCUGCAAAG
Polypterus senegalus (gray bichir) is the source of this 3072-nucleotide messenger RNA. It is a transcript of the gene nfe2, whose product is annotated as nuclear factor, erythroid 2. NCBI's taxonomy places the organism in Eukaryota, Metazoa, Chordata, Cladistia, Polypteriformes, Polypteridae. The transcript has 3 exons. Gene Ontology annotation, molecular function: RNA polymerase II cis-regulatory region sequence-specific DNA binding; DNA-binding transcription factor activity, RNA polymerase II-specific. Bases 284 to 1912 code for a protein of 542 amino acids. Gene Ontology annotation, cellular component: nucleus. Gene Ontology annotation, biological process: regulation of transcription by RNA polymerase II. The record is from RefSeq and is a predicted model, not a curated record.